AUGACUUUCAUUCAUUACAAUAAAACAAAUAAUGCAGCUGAUCCAAAAAGUGUUUGUUAUAGAAAAAAAAGCAGCGAAUAUUCUGGAAAAGUGUUCAUGAAUGCAUCAUUGUCUAACAAAUUUGCAGUAGCAGUUCGGCCAUACACAGCUGAUAUAACAAAUAUUAGUCCAGUCUUGCUUAUGCAUAUAUUUACCCCUGUACUGGUUUUUAGAACCGCUUUUCAAAUGGAGAAACAUGCAUUUUUAAAGUCUUUUUCUCAGGGUAUAUUACUAGCAGUUCCAGGAUUACUUAUAAACUGUCUUCUAACUGCAUUUUUGGCUGUGAAAGUAUAUCCUUAUAACUGGGACUGGUAUACUGGCAUGCUGUUUGGAGCAAUUCUUAGCUCCACAGAUUCCACCGUAACUACCGAUUUGCUGAAAAAUUUAGGUACUUCCAGAGCUCUCACUCAAAUAGUUUCAAGUGAACCUUUGUUUAAUGAUGGCACUUCGGUAGUUUUAUUUGAAGUUUUCCGAUCUCUUGCUAUUAAUCUCCUUUUAGCCUCAAUGCUUGCCAUAGAAUUCAUAUUAAAAUUUCUUGCAAGCCCUGUUUUUGGAUAUCUCAUGGCAAUGUUUCUCAUAUUUUGGUUGUCACACAUUUUGGAAGAUGGAUUAGCAGAAGUCAGCAUAAGCCUGGCCAUGACAUACAUUACCUUCUAUGUUGGUGAAUGGACUGGAAUGUCUGGAGUCAUUUCUGUUGCAAGCAUGGGUAUUAAGUUGAACACUGUACACUUUAGUCCAGGGAUUGAAGUAUUUCUGCUUCGAUUUUGGGACAUGCUAACAUACCUUGUCAAUACCCUUAUCUUUGUUAUUGCUGGCGUUCUAAUUGCUGAGCGAUGUUUUGAACAUUUGUCACCUAAUGAUGGAUUUUAUAUUCUUAUACUCUACUGUGCUGUAAACAUCAUACGGUUCAUUAUGAUUGUGGUUCUGUCUCCUUUAUUGUCUCACUUGGGAUAUGGAUUUAACUGGCACUGGGCAGCGGUUACAGUCUGGAGUGGAAUAAGAGGAGUUUUUGCUUUAAACUUGGCAUUAAUAGCAUUUCAGUCAAAUGAAUUAGACCAAGUAAAUGUAAGAAAUAAGAUAUUGCUCCACUCAUCAGGAACGGUGAUUUUGACAUUAUUGGUCAACGCAACAACAAUGGAGUCAGUGCUCCUAAAGCUAGGGUUAUCUGAUAUUCCAACUGCCAAACGUAUGGCCAUGUACAAUGCUGUAAAAUGUAUUCAGGAAAGUAAAGAAAAUACUUUAUUUAUGUUAAAAAUGGACAGAUUUAUGGCUAAUGCAAACUGGGCUAUGGUUGAAGAAGCAGUUCAAAUUGAAGACCCAUACAAAACCACAGAUUCCGAUAUAAAAAUCGAAGAGUUUUCCAUAGUGCCUAGAACAGGUAGAUGCCCUGAUUGUGACAAAACCUUUACAUGUGAACCAUCACCUCAUGAGCUUGCAGAUAUGAUGGAGGAAGCACGACUGCGAAUCUUAAAAGUGCAGAAAACAAGUUACUGGAAACAAUAUAAUACUGGGAUGUUGAACCGAGAAUCUGCAAGAACCUUAAUUAACAUGACAGAGAGCCUCACUGAUGAAUCAGGAAAGUUUAUUUCUAUUCUUGAUAUGAAGAAAUUCUGGGAUAUAAAAGGAGUCCAUUCUUUCCUUAAAAAAAAAUUAGAUGAUUGGCUACAUGAAAGAACAAAAAUAACAGUGCCACCAAAAAAUAAAAUUCUGAAGAUGUGCUACAAAAUUGUCUUCAACUCUGUUUUUGACAAUUUUAUAUUUGCCAUAAUUUUGCUGAACAUGUUCCCUAUUUUAUUGGAAUGCAUUCCCAUGACAAACAUUGAGUAUGUUGAAGAGCUAAGAAUAACUAAUGACAUUUUUUUUGCUUUGUAUCUACUGGAAAUUGUACUAAAGGCUUCGGCAAUGAGAAAUGAAUAUAUAUCCAAUCACUGGAACCAGUUUGAUAUACUCCUUAUAGUAAUAGGAAUGAUAGACAUCAUUAUUGAUCGCCUGCACAGUCAUGCAAUUAUUGGCAUGCAUGUGUUUAGUACCAUAAGAGUAUUCAAGGUGUUCCGCCUCAUAAGAGCAUUGCGUCUUCUCAAGAUUCUAUUGCCAAAAUUAAUAACCAUAGUGGACAAUCGAAUUAAUAAGCAACUUGCUUUUGGUUAUGAGAUUACAAAGGGCUAUAUUCUUGGAGAAGAAGAUACUAGCAAGCUGAUUGAUCAGAUUUCUGACCAUAAGUUAACAGCUGAGCGACUGAAGAAUACAAUUGAUAUGAAUAGACAAGAAGUUAUUAAAGAGUUAGGCUUUUUACAAGGAUAUCAUCCAGAGACUGUCAUUUCAGUGAAAACAAGACAAUCUAUUCGAAUAAUUUUAAAUAAUGCAAGCGAUACAAUUCAAGUAUUAAUGUCAACUGGUCUCCUUGAUGACUUUGAAGCAAAGAAGUUACAGAAGAUGAUUGAAGCAAAAAUGAAGAAGCUAUCCUCAUUUCCUUUAGCUAUUGCUCCACCAGUGGCAGAUGAUCUUCUAGGAAGCGUUCCAUGGUUAGAAAACUCAAAAAAUGAAAUUCAGUACCUUAAGAAAAAAUCAAGAUUAUUAUCCUUUGAGACAGGAGAAAUCAUAAUAAUCAGAGGUCAAGAACCACAAGGAAUUUAUUUAAUUGUUUCAGGAAUGGUGAAGCUACAUGGUUCUCGACCACGUGUCAAGUAUGAAGAAGAAACGCAAAAUCAAAAUGAAGACUUAUCAUAUACAGAUUACAGAAGUAGUGGUUCAAUCAUUGGAGAACUCAACUGCUUAACAAAACAAAAAAUGCAAAUUACUGUUUUCUGUGAAAUUAAUGCUGAGAUGUACCUUAUCCCUAUUGCUGACCUGUUUGAAGCCUUUCAUGUUUUUUCUGAGCAUCCUUCUCUGCAAUAUAAAAUGUGGAGAGCAAUAGGAGUACGUAUUAGCAUUGAUGCUUUCAUGGAAAACACAGCAUACCAGACAUGGACAUACCACAAGAUGUGUGCCUAUGUAGCUCAUUCAUACAUUCUUAAUGUGGACCUAAAGAAGACAUAUGAUGUAUAUGAUGGAGGUAUGGAAGAUGUUGUACUUUUUUAUGGGACUGUUGAAGACUGCCAGACAGAAAAUACUUUUGUUGCACCGUGCAUAUUACCCAAAACUACUCAUCAGGUACGGGGUACAUCAAGAUGUACAAAAUUGCUUAUUGUGCCAUCUGUCUAUGGAAAAGUAAAAGAAACCCACAAUGCAAAGCUCUCUAAUACUGACAGUGUUCCAUGCUUACGUCAUGCAGCAGCUCGUAGACGUGGGACACAUUUUGUAGUAAAGGUGUACUGCUUGUGCUUUAUUUUGAAAGACACUAUGUGGGAAAUUGUAACUGUGUAUGCUGCUUUUGAGCACUUGUCUGACAUCUAA
Molecule: messenger RNA, 3432 nt
Organism: Protopterus annectens (West African lungfish)
Lineage: Eukaryota; Metazoa; Chordata; Ceratodontiformes; Protopteridae
Gene: SLC9C1
Product: solute carrier family 9 member C1
Exons: 25
Coding region: 1-3432 (1143 amino acids)
Biological process (GO): proton transmembrane transport
Cellular component (GO): membrane
Molecular function (GO): sodium:proton antiporter activity; monoatomic ion channel activity
Source: RefSeq, a predicted model, not a curated record